Dacryopinax primogenitus is the source of this 920-nucleotide messenger RNA. RefSeq lists its product as uncharacterized. Gene Ontology annotation, molecular function: structural constituent of ribosome. Gene Ontology annotation, cellular component: mitochondrial small ribosomal subunit. NCBI's taxonomy places the organism in Eukaryota, Fungi, Basidiomycota, Dacrymycetes, Dacrymycetales, Dacrymycetaceae. The record is from RefSeq and is a predicted model, not a curated record. The coding region runs from base 1 to 897 and encodes 298 amino acids. The transcript is spliced from 2 exons.
AUGCCACGGCGGGACGCUCAGGUUCACAAGACGAUCUCCCGUCUCCUUCGCGGUUCAAACAAGCCUCCUCCAAUAUGGUACGGCGCCAUGCUAGCCUAUCCGCCCACAUCCCCACCGCCGCUCAAACUACAGAACCAAAAACGACGUGCCUUCGACCUUUCACCGAACGUCACCCCUAGUCAGCUUCUCGACAAGCGACCGGUGAACAUCGUCUAUCCCGAAGAUCGCCUGAGACAGCAGUUCUUCAAGGACCACCCUUAUGAAGCAUUCAGGGCGAAGAACCUCGUGGAAAGCAGGGAGGUGGGUGAGGAGGCGAUCAACGGGCCCGAAUGGCAGAGGCUUGUGCAGAGGGGGAGGAACCCUACACCAGAGGACUGCAUUCAAUACUCGCUUAACCUGCAUCAAACCAUGCAUAUGCCACUCUCUGACGCGUAUCGCUCAGCCGUACAUCAAUAUCGUGCCCUGCGUGCUGAACACGCCAUAAUGCGUUCCUUUGCAUGCGCCGAGGCAGACGCGUACGGUGCUGAAUUUAGUUCGUACGAGUUCGAUCGCUUACAUCGAAUGGAAGAGGCCGAACUUGAGAAAUGGCGUCUAGCACAGCAGGGCGAGAAGGAAAGGCUGGCAAGAAACAAGAAGUGGACUGCCACCCCUAACAUUCCGCCCGCGGAGUGGAGCGCGGGAGACAUAUACAUGCAGCGCCUGAGGCAAGGAGGAGGGCCCAGGCUCAGAAGCGAAAUCGUGUACCCGGAGUCGGGCAUCAACUCAGCAGAGACGACUCAAACACAGGUUGUGGAUACGUUUUUGGCUGAUGGGAGCAGGCUGAGGACGGAGGAUGACGAGGAUAUAUUGUAUGAUCGGCGUGGGCAUCGGAACGACAUACAUGCACCAACGUUCUGAGACGUGGUGAGAUUUAGAAUUAC